AUGAACAAGGCUAUCCUUUCCAUUUUAUUAAUCGCUUUGGUUGGUACCAUUUCUGCUCAAGAAGAAGCUGCCACCUUCAACUUCAACAUUGACUUCGAAACUUGCUUCACCAACGCUGCUAAGCUUGCUCACGAUGUCAAGGUUGCUCUUGCUGCUAUCCACACUGAUCCCGUCUCCAUCUCUACCACCUUAACUGAUCUCUACGCUUCUGUUGAAGAUGUUAACCCCCUCCUCCACGGUUGCGCUAUUGAUAUCAAGUUAAUUGACAAGCUUGAUGCUUUCACCUUCUCCAACUCCAACUUAUGUUUCAACAACAUUGAUACCAUCGUCAAUGCCACCGAAACCUUUGUUGCCUUGAUUAAGCAAAAGCACAUCGUCUAAGACCUUGUUCCCAUCGUUCAAGCUCUCUAAGUCCUCCUCCAAGCUCUCCCCUCUGCCAAGGAAAACUGCUCUAUUGUUGCCAAGCCUAACUCUACCAUCCUCUUAGCUGACGGUGUUGAUUUGAGCAUCAAUUUAAUUAAGUGCAUCCAAGAAGCCAAGCAAGACGUUGAUGCUGCUAAGUAAUUAAUCCAAGAUUACAAGAACAGCACUCUUCCCAUUGAAGAUAUCUUCGAAGAAACCAUUAACUUAUACAACAACGCCGUUGUUACUUUCAGAGACUGUGGUGUUGAUGCUCUCCACCUCCCCACUGUUGACAAUGUCGCCAGUCUUAAGGUCUGCGUCAAGGAUGGUGUUGAAGUUUUCAACAAAUCCAAGCAAGCUGUUGAAGACAUCAAGACUUUAAAUCUUAACGAUCUCUUCCCCACCCUUAAGGCCAUCUACAACGAUGCCAUUGAAAUCAAGAACGUUUGCAUCGUCAAGAAGCCUGCUUUCCUUUCCAACUGA
Molecule: messenger RNA, 885 nt
Organism: Tetrahymena thermophila SB210
Lineage: Eukaryota; Ciliophora; Oligohymenophorea; Hymenostomatida; Tetrahymenidae
Exons: 2
Source: RefSeq, a predicted model, not a curated record